Molecule: messenger RNA, 862 nt
Organism: Durusdinium trenchii
Lineage: Eukaryota; Dinophyceae; Suessiales; Symbiodiniaceae
Source: the annotation of a GenBank genome assembly
AGGCAGGCACGAGCAGCAGUGAGGUAGGUAGUAGGAGCCAUGGGCCGCAUGUAUGGAAAGGGCAAGGGCAUUGCUUCCUCGGCAAUCCCGUACAAGCGAACUCCACCAAGUUGGCUGAAGCUUAAGCCGGAUGAUGUGUCUGACCAUAUUUGCAAGCUGGCCAAGAAAGGGCUGACUCCUUCCCAGAUUGGUGUCACCUUGCGAGACAGCUUCGGUGUGCCUCAGGUGAAGACUGUGACUGGCAACCACAUCUUGCGAAUCUUGAAGACCAAUGGCUUGGCACCAACCCUGCCAGAGGAUUUGUACUACUUGAUCAAGAAAGCAGUGUCUAUCCGAAAGCACUUGGACAAGAACCGCAAGGACAAGGAUGCCAAGUUUCGCUUGAUUCUAGUGGAAAGCCGUAUUCAUCGCCUGGCCAGAUACUACAAGCGAGUGAAGUCCCUGCCUGCGACUUUCAAGUACCAAUCUGCCACUGCAUCAGCACUGGUUGCGUGAGUGAGGCUUUGUACUGGCCACAUGGCUUCCCUUUGACCUGCACCUGCGUGCUCUGCAAACUACAAAAAUAAGCGAGUGCGACUCAUGGAUGUUGAGUAGAUGAUUUUCUUGGCAAGUCCGUGAUAAGAAUCGACCAUAUUAAACAGUUUUUGCUGAGUCAUGCUGAUACAUGCUGAUACAGAUACACAGAUUGCCUAUGAUUGACUAGAAUCUAUAGAACUCACUCUGGAACGCUUUCGACUUCAGACUGCGUGCGCUGGAGUGUCGAGUCGCUCAGCGUAGGGUUUCAUGGUUUUCAUUGAAACCAUUGUGUAGGGUGCGCAUCUAUCCUUCUUAUUGUCGCAGGCAGGCACGAGCAGCAGCGAGG